CGAGAACAGUUCGGUGAUGAGUAUCAGUAAAAUUUCUCGAUUGAAACAAGAAUAAUGUCGAGAUUGAAAUGUUUCACGUUGUUGCUAUUUGGGCUUUUAAUUUCAGAGUAUUUGGUAGUCAAUGGAGACCUGAACGUAAAGAAAAUGAUCUCUGAUUAUGAAGCCAAAAUGAAAUUCAAACCAGCGCCAAUAGCAGUGAUGAAAGACAAUGUAUUAAUAGCACCACAAACGGCCAAAGAUUAUAUAGAGCUUUUUGAAAGUAUGUCGGAGCCAAAAUCACCUUCAUCAAAAUCAUCUUCGCCAAAAUCUCCAUUGUCGAAAUCAUCUUCGAAAAAAUCUUCUUCGUCAACAUCACGAAAGUCAGGCCAAUAUCACCCCCUUAUGGAUAAAGGAUUAUCGAAAAACGAGAUUUUGGAGAUAUAUUUCAAUAAAGCAGUCAAAGAUGCGAAAAAAUUCAAAACUACUCCCGAAUUCCAAGAUCUUCGAGAACUGUAUGCAUUGUAUCAGCAAGCUGUUGUUGGUGAUAAUAAUACCAAAAGCCCGAAAUUUGAUCAAAUAAUAGCAUAUGCUGAUUGGUAUGCCUGGGAUAAGAAAAAGGGAAUGAAGUCAGCGGAAGCAAAGUUGGAUUAUAUCAAAGAAGUUUUCGAUUCUAUUCUAAAAUAUGGUUUAUCAGAUGAAUAGAUAACAUUUACAUGUGUAGUAUAGGUACUAACAGCUUUGAUUUUUUUUUAUUUGUACUACAGAAACGUAAAAAUGUCAUUGAUUUCAACAAUAAACCUAGAACUCUUUUGGUGUUGCAUGCACUAGCGUCA
Molecule: messenger RNA, 812 nt
Organism: Contarinia nasturtii (swede midge)
Lineage: Eukaryota; Metazoa; Arthropoda; Insecta; Diptera; Cecidomyiidae
Exons: 3
Coding region: 55-681 (208 amino acids)
Biological process (GO): fatty acid metabolic process
Molecular function (GO): fatty-acyl-CoA binding
Source: RefSeq, a predicted model, not a curated record